ACUUUGGGUUUGGAGCAGAGCACUCCUGGAGGUCUGCAUCUCAGUCCUUGGGGAACAAACCCUCCAGAUGCUAUGCAUGGGGUAUACAUAUUACGUUCAGGGCAUCCAUACUGGACAAAGGAGUUCCAAAAAAAAAAAUUUUUCUUACUAAAAUAGUGGACAGGGCAAGAUAGGUCUUGUCCAGCAGGAUGAGGAGCACCUGCCAAAGCCAGCAAGAAAGCUGGUGUCAGCACCUCGGAGAAGGCACCCCAGAGCUGUACUGAAGGAGGCCGGAAGACUUGGGACUUGCUCCAGAUGGACAGUGUGUGGAGAAUGAGUGCAGAAAAAUUUGGUCACUCCUACGCAGCGGGAAGUUUUCCUGUCCCAAUGACAACAAGCCUGUUAGUGGCCCCAAUGGGAAAACCGGCCUCAACAAAUGUCUGAUGUGCAAACGGCUGCUGGAAAGAUACUCGAAAAACAAAGGGAGUGGUGGAGAGGCAAACAGGAACGUGAACUCCUCAAGAGAGGAUGACUGCCGAGAAUUUCGGGAUCUGUUCCAAAAAGGGAAACUUUCCUGCACAAGAGAAAAUGACCCUGUCCGGGAUUCCUCUGGGAAGCAACACAGCAAUAAGUGCAUCAUGUGUGCAGAGAAGUUCAAAAAGGAGAAUGAGCAGAAGUUAUCUAAAAACAGACAAGAAAAAGAUAAGGAUGACUGCAGUGAGUAUCGCUCCCAGUUCGAGGCUGGCGGGAGGCUGUCCUGCACGAGGGAGAAUGACCCUGUUCGUGAUUCUUCGGGCAAGCAGCACAGCAACAAAUGUCUCAUGUGCGCUGAGAAGUUCAAAAAGGAAGCCCAAAGAGGAGGCCAGUCUGGGGCAACUGCCCAGCACAGCCAAGCGCUCACUUCAGAGAGGAAAACUGAGAAGAGCUGCAGCGGCUUGGGGUCACAGCAGGGAGCGAGUGGGCAGCGUCCCUUCUCAGCAAGCAGAGGCCCACAAGGAGACCCAGCUCAGAGAGGUGGAAGCUAUGACCCUGGCCUUGACCACAAAGGACAGAGCCGAGACAUGGACACCUACCAGCCGCUGGACUGUGAUCGAAUUCUGCACGGGGUAAAGGGUGGAAGGAUUUUCUGCAGCAAAUCCUCACAACCCGUCUGUGGCACUGAUGGGAAAACAUACAAAAAUGAAUGUGACUUGUGUUCAGCUGCCAUGAGAGCUUCAGACUACAUCACAGUAAACUACCAAGGUGAAUGCCGAAAGCCUGUCCCAGAAGUGCAGUAAUGGAGUUCAGACUGCCAGCUGAUAUCAGGGAUCGGCUGUGACCAAAGGGCAAGUAACGGAAGAUUGAUUUUAAGCACCAAGGGAAUGGACAAGUCCUCGGUGUUGUCAAAGCUGCCUUUAUCCCCCCACUGCGUGGAGGACAGCCCCAUCCUUGCUCAGGUGGAGGGAGGAGUGCUCAGGGGACCCAGCUCGUGUUUCCCCAGGUCUGGUUCACGGGUGCUGGUCCAGGCUUAGCUCUGCUCAGGCUCUUUGCCACAUCACUGUGUCUUGGUGUGCUUCUACAAUAAAGAUAACUCAGCAGAAUCCUGUCACUGUCCUUCACUAAACCUCCCUGGGGGACCUGCCAGGCUCCCUCUGUCUUUACACUAAGCAUCUGUUAGACAAUAAAUGCAGAAGACCCUUGGGUGCAUCAGCCGCUGUAAAUAUGUGGUGAAGAUCUCAGGCCAGAAGAGGAAGAGUGUGGUCCAGGGCUUUAUGAUAAGGGCCUGGGAGGGUCAGGUUUUCUCUCUGACUCAUUGCAGGGUCUUGGGUAAAUCACUUCACCUCCCUUCAGCCCUUUUCUCUUUGCCUGUAAAACGGACA
This is a messenger RNA of Struthio camelus australis, 1838 nucleotides long. Lineage: Eukaryota; Metazoa; Chordata; Aves; Struthioniformes; Struthionidae. The record is from RefSeq and is a predicted model, not a curated record.